CUCACUGAACUCACUCUGUUCCUGCAAAACACACAUUCGCAUUAUCAAAUAAUCAAAUCUUUUUGCCUUUUUUCUCCAAUUUUUCCUAACUUUUUCACUGGAACCAAGUCUUUUGGUCCAUUAAUCUCUAUACAUUGCUUUGGGGUUUUCUGCUUUUCGUUUUAGCACGAAAACCCACUUCAGAUUUCUCCCAAUUGCCACUUUGUUCUGUUUUUUUGACGAGUUUAAGUUCAUGGAUCCGACCCAAAAGGAGGAAUCUUCGGGUAGUGAGGCAACUGGGAUCUCAAAAUCUUGCUCUGAUUGCAAAACUACAAAGACACCCUUAUGGAGAUCUGGUCCUUCUGGGCCUAAAUCACUGUGCAAUGCUUGUGGGAUCAAAUACAGGAAGAAAAAGAGUAGCCCAAUUGGGUUAACCAAAGGGGCAACGAAGAAGAAAGAGAAACCCCUUUCCAACAGUGGUAGUACUGAGGAGGUUGAGUACUGCAAGAAGGGUAAAAUCGGAAAUGGAAAAGAUGGGAAGCUUAGCAAAGUAUUGAGGGUGAAAUUGAUGAUGUUGGGGAAAGAAGUAGUGAUAUUACAGAGGCAAAGAUCUUCAAUGAAGAAACCAAGAAAUCAAAGAAAACUUGAUGAAGUUGAAAGAGCUGCAGUUCUACUGAUGGCUCUGUCUUGUGGCUCUGUUUUUGGCUAAAGUCAGUCAUCAGCACUAAUAGUCAGUAUUAAAAACCCUAACCUUUUUUUAUUAGCUUAUUAUUAUAAAAGUAGAAAAGUAGAAAGAUCCUUUUUUAAGCUUGUAGUAAAAGCUUUUUUUUAGGGUUAUUAAGAAAUAGUGCUAAGUGAAAAAAGAAAAGAAAACAAGAAUAUGGUUUUUAGAGCCUUUUUAGAGAAAUGGCUUGAUUUUGGUAGCUUUAGGAUGAAAAUGAAAUUGUAUAAAAUGAUGAUGAUGACUUUUUGAUUAUUUUGCACAUUGUUUUGUUUUCUUGUGAAGUUGUUGAAUAUCCUCAAAUGUUGCCAAUUCCAUGUUUUCUUCAAUGGAUUAAUCGUAAUCGUUUUAA
Molecule: messenger RNA, 1052 nt
Organism: Solanum tuberosum (potato)
Lineage: Eukaryota; Viridiplantae; Streptophyta; Magnoliopsida; Solanales; Solanaceae
Product: GATA transcription factor 17
Exons: 3
Coding region: 233-688 (151 amino acids)
Biological process (GO): regulation of DNA-templated transcription
Molecular function (GO): zinc ion binding; sequence-specific DNA binding
Source: RefSeq, a predicted model, not a curated record